This is a messenger RNA of Ceratitis capitata (Mediterranean fruit fly), 1455 nucleotides long. RefSeq names its product dnaJ homolog shv (gene shv). The transcript is spliced from 3 exons. The record is from RefSeq and is a predicted model, not a curated record. NCBI's taxonomy places the organism in Eukaryota, Metazoa, Arthropoda, Insecta, Diptera, Tephritidae. Gene Ontology annotation, biological process: protein folding; protein maturation. Gene Ontology annotation, molecular function: misfolded protein binding. Gene Ontology annotation, cellular component: endoplasmic reticulum. The coding region runs from base 150 to 1217 and encodes 355 amino acids.
ACACUCACACAAAAACAAUACACCCCUAUAGAUGUUAUUGGCACAUUUGCCAGAACAGUUCAUAGAUAAGUUUUAGAAAAUUUAAUAUUAUAAAAAUAAAUAGCUACCAAAUAACUGGAAAAAGUAUUUUAAUUGCUAGAGUAAUCGCCAUGAAUAACUUAACGUUAAUUUUGUUACUACAAAUUGCCUGCUGCCUAUUGGGUUUUGUAUUUGCGGGCCGAGACUUUUACAAUAUUUUAAAAGUACGAAAGUCGGCUUCAACAAAUGAGAUUAAAAAAGCCUACAGAAAAUUAGCCAAAGAGCUGCAUCCAGAUAAAAAUAAAGACGAUCCGUCAGCUUCAGAAAAAUUCCAAGAUUUGGGUGCCGCAUAUGAAGUUUUAUCGGACUCAGAUAAAAGAAAAACGUAUGACCGAUGUGGCGAAGAAUGCUUAAAAAAGGAUGGUAUGAUGGAUCAUGGAGCAGACCCCUUUGCCAGCUUUUUCGGUGAUUUCGGUUUUCAUUUUGGCAAUGGUGAUCCACAUGAGCAACAAGCAGCUCGUGGAGCAAAUAUUGUCAUGAAUUUAUACGUAACGUUAGAAGAAUUGUAUUCAGGCAACUUUGUAGAAAUUGUGCGAAAUAAACCGGUGCUAAAGCCGGCUUCAGGUACACGUAAGUGUAAUUGCCGACAAGAAAUGGUUACACGCAACUUAGGACCCGGUCGUUUCCAAAUGAUUCAACAAACGGUUUGCGAUGAAUGUCCAAACGUUAAACUUGUCAAUGAAGAGCGUACGUUGGAGGUAGAAAUUGAAGCCGGUAUGGUAGAUGGACAAGAAACACGAUUCGUAGCUGAAGGAGAACCACAUUUAGAUGGAGAGCCAGGUGAUCUUAUAAUUAAAGUUCUACAGACACCCCAUAACCGCUUCCAACGAAAAGGUGACGAUUUGUACACAAAUGUUACCAUCAGCUUACAGGAUUCACUUAUCGGCUUUACAAUGAAUAUAACACAUUUGGAUGGCCAUUCUGUGAGUAUUACACGUGAAAAAAUAACCUGGCCAGGUGCAAGAAUACGCAAGAAGGGUGAAGGUAUGCCAAAUUAUGAGAAUAAUAAUUUGCAAGGCAACCUAUAUAUAACAUUCGAUGUGGAGUUCCCUAAAACCGAUUUGAGCGAUGAAGAAAAACAAGAUCUUAAGAGAAUUUUACAUCAAGACUCAGUGAAUCGAGUUUAUAACGGACUGUGAAAGUAAAAAAAUAAAACGGCAGGAUUAUAUUGUUUAGUUCAUUGAACAAAUUCUUGCCUAAAAAGGUUUAGGCAAGCGUACUAGAAAAACACAUAAAUUGUAAAAUAUAUUUUGAAUUUUAUCAUUAAGUUAUUUUUAACAUCGGGGUCAAAAGUUUCCAAUUUAAACAAUUGGAAACGAAUUUUUUAAGUUAUUAUGAAACACAAAAUGAAAAAAUAAACUGCGUACUUUGUUAAAA